UAUGAUACAUUUCAAAUUAUUAAACUAUUUAUAUACAUUAAAUAUAUGGAUAAUAUUACCAUGUGUGCAUGGGAUGGAUAAGUAUAUUCCUCUUGUUGUAACCACGUGGGAUUAUAAAAAUGCUACCGAAGUGGCUUGGAAUACAAUUUACAAUGGAAAGGGAAGUGCCAUAGAUGCUAUCGAAGCUGGCUGUAGUUUUUGUGAGGAAAUACAAUGUCGAGGAACAGUUGGCUAUGGUGGUAGCCCGGAUGAAAAUGGAGAAACCACGUUAGAUGCCAUGUUAAUGGAUGGUACGACAAUGGAUGUUGGAGCCGUUGGAGGAAUUAGGAAUGUUAAAAGUGCAAUUUCAGUUGCUCGUCACGUACUGGAAAAUACAGCACAUUCGUUACUCGUUGGAGAUUUGGCAACAGAGUUUGCAAUAAAAAUGGGAUUUUCAAACGAAUCAUUGCAAACUGAUAAAUCACACGGCUUAUGGAAGAAAUGGAAAAAUAAUCAUUGCCAGCCAAAUUUCUGGAAGAACGUCACUCCAAACCCAACGACUAACUGUGGCCCAUAUCAACCCAAAAGAAAGACCAAAUAUCCAGAUAAAUUCAUGCACUCGAACGAAGACAAUCACGAUACAAUCGGAAUGCUCGCCAUCGAUGCCAAAGGUCAGAUUGCAGCUGGAACGUCGACCAAUGGCGCGAGAAAUAAAAUCCCCGGAAGAGUCGGGGACUCCCCAAUUGCAGGAGCUGGAGCUUAUGCGGAUCAGGAAGUGGGCGCCGCAGCUGCUACAGGGGAUGGCGACAUUAUGAUGCGCUUUUUACCAAGUUUUUUGACUGUUGAACUGAUGCGUCAGGGAAUGACGCCAACUACAGCAGCUGAAACAGCAAUAAAAAGAAUAGUUAAACAUUAUCCAAAUUUUUCCGGUGCCGUUAUCGCUUUAAACAAGAAUGGUCGUUUUGGAGUAGCUUGUAAUGGAUUUAAAGGUUUUCCAUUCUAUGCCAGUAAUCUUAAGCUGGGGAAGCCAACUAUUUUUUACGUACCAUGUCUCGUGCAUCAUUAAUAUUACGUGUAAAUUUUUAUUAUAUAUGUAUAUUUGUAUCAAAUUCAUUAAUCGUUGC
Ceratosolen solmsi marchali is the source of this 1103-nucleotide messenger RNA. RefSeq names its product N(4)-(Beta-N-acetylglucosaminyl)-L-asparaginase-like. Gene Ontology annotation, biological process: protein deglycosylation. Bases 2 to 1045 code for a protein of 347 amino acids. Gene Ontology annotation, molecular function: N4-(beta-N-acetylglucosaminyl)-L-asparaginase activity. The transcript is spliced from 5 exons. Gene Ontology annotation, cellular component: lysosome; cytoplasm. Lineage: Eukaryota; Metazoa; Arthropoda; Insecta; Hymenoptera; Agaonidae. The record is from RefSeq and is a predicted model, not a curated record.